UCUAUGCUCAUAUGGUCUUGCAAAAUACAAACUUUCUGAACAAACAUCCCAUACUAUUAGUUGGAAAUACUUUUUUUCUACAAAUAGACCAUCUCGAUUGUUUACUCCCGGUGACUUGGUAUUAAUUUCAGGUAGAUUUGUCGUUGAAAAUUCUGAACAAUGUAUGACCAUUGCAUAUGCAACCAUUCUUAAUAAUAGAGAUUCUAAUUAUGAAUUUAAAUUUAUCGAUAUUCCAAUUUGUAUUCCACACUGUAUAUUUUCUAUUCUUGUUAAUCGUAAUCCAAAAAAACUCGAAGAGUUCAUCCAUUUUGGUGUCAAAUGUGUAGAAUAUAAUUCUAUUACUGGAUCUGCUAAUAUUAAAAUGGAAAUGACUGUUUUUUAUUCUUCCAAAUCCAUAAAAUUUAAACAUUUGGAAUUUUAG
This is a messenger RNA of Racocetra persica, 421 nucleotides long. NCBI's taxonomy places the organism in Eukaryota, Fungi, Glomeromycota, Glomeromycetes, Diversisporales, Gigasporaceae. The record is from the annotation of a GenBank genome assembly.